CUCUUCACAGCUUCCUUAAAGUUUUCGAUCUUGCAAACUUUCAUACUCGUCUUGUUGUCUGACGCUGUCACACCAUCUCUAUACACACACACACACACCCAAUACUUUUCAAACUCUACAUCCUCCUCCAAAACAAUGUCUGGUUCCAAGGUUGCCGCCCCUGCCGCUCAGGAUACUCGUAUCAAGAGCAUCCUUGAGCAGGGUGCCGUCAAGUUCGUCAUCAAGACCAAGGAUCAGAAGUGGCAGUGCACCCUUCUCGACCGUGCUACUCACGAGAAGAAGAAGGCUCAGAAGGAGAGCUCUUCGGCUGCGUCUAUCUCCGGCUCCGAGUCCGGUAGCUCCGCCUCGAGCAGCAAAUCGCACUAAGCGCUUGCUGUCAACACCUUUUUUUCAUACAAUGAUUGCGCAAGAGCCAUCGAGGUCCCUUAAUCAACAUAUGGGCUCUCUCACAUGGUCGUCGGUCAGCACAUGCUUCUUUCCAGAGCACUUGGAGAGCGGCUUAUGCAGUCGAUCAUGGAAGACUGAGAGCGGGCGAACGCGGCUUAUCACCAGACGUCGUAUGCACCAUCCAACACAUCGAACAUGGAACUGCGGUCGGAUGUUCCAUGUUUCGCGCGACACACGGUGAUUCCCUAUCGGUAUCUGCAAAAACACGCCGGAUUAGGUGUCAUUUGGCAGUCAAACACAGCAUCUCUGGACUCUGUUUUUGCGCCGAGGAUGAGGAAAUCUCACGCUCGCCUAUCUUCUGGCUCUUGUGCUUGAACAUCUAUCUGGCUUCAUAUUUGGGAUGUUACAGCACUUUGGAGCGAACAAAAGGCGGUCCUUGGACAUGGUUUGGCGUUAUAAGUUUGUGGUUUUGGUUUUGGUUUUCAUAUGAUACCUUUUUUUUUUUUUUUUUUUUUAUAUUUCUUCUUCUUCUCUGCACUGUACGUUACCUUCUUGGCAAGUGUGGGCAGAAAUGAGAUGGUAUUCGGCAUGAA
This is a messenger RNA of Neurospora crassa OR74A, 980 nucleotides long. RefSeq lists its product as hypothetical. Lineage: Eukaryota; Fungi; Ascomycota; Sordariomycetes; Sordariales; Sordariaceae. The record is from RefSeq and is a predicted model, not a curated record. Bases 136 to 366 code for a protein of 76 amino acids. The transcript has 2 exons.